Hemicordylus capensis (graceful crag lizard) is the source of this 2774-nucleotide messenger RNA. It is a transcript of the gene CLDN5, whose product is annotated as claudin 5. Gene Ontology annotation, molecular function: structural molecule activity. Bases 309 to 1001 code for a protein of 230 amino acids. Gene Ontology annotation, cellular component: plasma membrane; bicellular tight junction. The transcript has a single exon. The record is from RefSeq and is a predicted model, not a curated record. Gene Ontology annotation, biological process: cell adhesion; bicellular tight junction assembly. NCBI's taxonomy places the organism in Eukaryota, Metazoa, Chordata, Lepidosauria, Squamata, Cordylidae.
AUACAACAGAGAGCUGGACGUCUGGGAGGAGGAGGAGGAGGAGAGCUCGGGCUAGAGGAGCGCGCACAGGAGCAGAGUAGCCGCAAUCGACGUGAGCCCGGCACAAAGACAGCGGCAACCGCCGCCUCUUGCCCAGGAGGUCUCCCCGCGAUCAUCGACGUGAGUCCCGGAGAAGGCGAGCCGCCCAGCGCAGCCCCUUCUUCUUGCAGAUCGACGUGAGCCCCGGAGCAAGAGCGCCGCCGCCUCCCGCAGAAGACCCCCCGAGAGGGCGAGCAGGAGAGAGAGAGAGCGAGCGCGCGCCUUCGAGGAUGUCUCUGGCCGCCGUGGAGAUCCUGGGCUUGACGCUGGCCAUCCUGGGCUGGUCGGGCUCCAUCCUGGUGACGGUGCUGCCCUCGUGGCAGGUGUCGGCGCACAUCGAGGGCAACAUCGUGGUGGCGCAGACCAGCUGGCGGGGCCUGUGGAUGAACUGCGUGGUGCAGAGCACCGGGCAGAUGCAGUGCAAGGUGCACGACUCGGUGCUGGCCCUCCACGCCGAGCUGCAAGCCGGGCGGACGCUGAUGGUGCUGGGCGUGCUGCUGGGGCUGGCGGCGCUGCUGGUGACCGUGGUGGGCGCCCAGUGCACCGUCUGCCUGAGCGGCAGCGGCGGCGCCAAGGCGUGGGUGGCCCGGGCCGGCGGCGCCCUCUUCUUGCUCUGCGGCCUGCUGGUGCUGAUCCCGCCCAGCUGGUUCGCCCACAUCGUCAUCACCACCUUCCACGACCCCAACAUCCACGCCGGCCAGAAGAUGGAGCUGGGCCCGGCGCUCUACCUGGGCUGGGCUUGCGCCGCCCUCCUCUUCAUCGGGGGCGCGCUCAUCGUCGCCUCGGCCCGCAAGCUGGACGCCGCCGCCGCCUCCGCCUUCCCGGUCAAGUACUCGGCGCCCAGGCGGCCGGGGGCGGCCUCCGUCUCCGGCGGCGCCGCUGCCACCGCCAACGGGGACUACGACAAGAAGAACUACGUCUGAAGCCGGCCUGGGGAAGGACAUUCGCCAAUGCCUGGAUCGUCGUCGAAGAGGAUAUUUCGGAGAAUUGUUCGACCCGUUCUGUGAAGGCCGCUCUCGACGGCUUGCAAAGACAGACUCUGCUGCUGCUUCUACUGCUGCUGCUGCCUGCAGACGCAAGGACUGGAGGGUGCUGGGCCCGGGCCGGCAGCUCAGAUCCUUCCAGCCCCAAUAUUUAGCGGGGGUGGGGGCGGUCUCCAGGCAUCGGCUGAGCUGCAGAAGGCUCCCGGCAGGGGAAGCAUGGCUCCCCUCCACACACAGACUCCUUCCGCUGAACUGCUUUCUUUGUGCCUGUAAAACUUUACUGUUUAAAAAAAAAAAAAAGACGUCCAGGCAUUUUCCUGUGGUUAGUUGCGUUUUCUGCUUUGACGGUCAGCAGUGUGGGGAUUCCUUUAUUUCCCCCGCCUUUGAAAUCAUAUGUCAACUGAGUGCUUGCAUUCUGAUUUGUGGUUUAAAACAUCUCCUUGUAGCAAUAUGGGUGGCAAAAGCAAGUGUGUGCAGAUCGCUUUGGAAAAAAAUGUCCACAGUUCUGGUUGUAGACAAGACAUCUGUUUGAAAGGGGUGGGCGGGGGUCCUUGCCUGGACUUCUAAUGUUUCAAAGGACCAAAGGGAUUUUGCAGGAUUUAAAAGUGUGGCUCUAGUGCUCUUCAGAGAUGAUGCUGUAUCUGCGUUCUGAUGUGUGUACACUCGUCUACAUGUGUUUGUGUGAACGACUGUACCUGCGUUCAUUUUAAAAGUGAACCUGGGCACAGGCCCUUCAAAUGCAGGGUACAGAUAGGAAAGUGUCCUGCUCUAACCUGCGUUCAACAUGCGAACGGCUGUGUUGAGCGUAAUGUGUGAAUAGGACUUAUAAUGUUAAUAUGGAAAGGUGUUUUAAAUGGUGCACUUCUUUUGGUGGGGAAGACUGACUUUCUUAGUCAAAUUCUUUUGACUGGUCUCAGAUUACAUCCUUUGGAGUAGCCGGGGCAUUGCUGAGAUCCCAGUGGCAACAGAUCCAGUCCCAACUGGACUUACUUUGAAGUCAGUGGCGUUUUGCAGGUCCACCCUAGAGUAUGUGGUUUGUGGCUCUCUGAGGUCACUCAAUGGUCAAGAUUUCCUUCAUCUAAAUUUGCCUUCAUGUCUUUUUAAGUGUAUGAUGUAACCCAAUAUGAAGGAGCUCAAUUUCAGACCUGAAUUUCUUAGUCAUUUCAGUGUCCAUCAGUAUGAAGGAGAUUAAUUUCCGAGAUUAAUUUCUUAAACUAGCAUUGCAGUGUUCGUCAAUUUUUAAAAGAUGCCUUUCAGAGCUGAAUUCCUUAAAUUCGGUAUACGUCAAUACAAAGAAGAUGCACUUCAGACCUGGAUUUUUAAAAUUACCAUUUCAGUGUUCAGCUUUUUGCUGCAAUUUUAAUUACAAAUUAAGAUUCACCCCAGUUCUGAAAUGGGUUGAGUCAUCCAUUUGUUUUUGCUUCAAAUUCAGACUUUUGACAUGGCUCUAAUGUACACCCUUGCUCCUAAGCAAGCCAUAUUCAUUUCAGUGGGAUUCGCAUGGGAGACAGUACUGGUACUGGGCUUUAUACAACAAUUUCAUACUGUAACUUAAUCCUCUGUCGUGAUGAGCAGUGUUUUCACUGCAAAGAUUGUUAUAUAUUUUAUAUAUCUUCAUAUUUAUAUAUUAUGACUGCAUGUCUUUUUUUUUCUGUACAAAAAUGACAUUUGAGUAAAGAGAAUUGUUUGCCCCCCCAAAAAUGCCUAACGUUU